Messenger RNA from Myotis daubentonii (Daubenton's bat), 6171 nucleotides. RefSeq names its product phospholipase C beta 2 (gene PLCB2). The record is from RefSeq and is a predicted model, not a curated record. Gene Ontology annotation, molecular function: calcium ion binding; phosphatidylinositol-4,5-bisphosphate phospholipase C activity. NCBI's taxonomy places the organism in Eukaryota, Metazoa, Chordata, Mammalia, Chiroptera, Vespertilionidae. Gene Ontology annotation, biological process: phosphatidylinositol-mediated signaling; release of sequestered calcium ion into cytosol; phosphatidylinositol metabolic process. Gene Ontology annotation, cellular component: cytoplasm.
AGUGCUGAGGCACAGGGUGAGGGCGGGGGCUUUGAGGAGGGGAGCCGGCCUCCCAGGGCAGGAGCAGUAACCACAGCCCCCCACUGCAGACAGGCAGGAGGAGGCUGAUUUAAAAGGCAGCGGGGCCUCUGUCCGAAGCACUCAGCUCUGCACCCAGCCACUGCCACCGUGGGCCGGAGGAGCACCCAGACUUCCGGACCAGCUCCGGGCGGGUGCCAUGUGAGCCCAGCUUGGCUCUCCUCCUGCCCGCCCUCCUGCUGCCGGCCUCUGCCGUGUCCAGCUUCUCCAAAGAGGAACACUUGGAACCAUGUCUCUGCUCAACCCUGUCCUGCUGCCCCCGCAAGUGAAGGCCUAUCUGAGCCACGGGGAGCGCUUCAUCAAAUGGGACGACGAAACAACAUUAGCCUCCCCGGUCAUCCUCCGUGUGGACCCCAAGGGCUACCACUUACACUGGACAUAUCAGAGCAAGGAGAUGGAGUUUCUGGAUAUCACCAGCAUCCGGGACACCCGCUUUGGGAAGUUUGCCAAGAUUCCCAAGAGCCAGAAGCUCCGGGAGGUCUUCAACCUGGACUUUCCUGACAACAACUUCCUGCUGAAGACACUCACUGUGGUGUCUGGCCCGGACAUGGUGGACCUCACCUUCCACAACUUCGUCUCCUACAAGGAGAAUGUGGGCAAGGACUGGGCUGAGGAUAUACUGGCGCUGGUGAAGCACCCGCUGACGGCCAACGCCCCCCGCACCACCUUCCUGGACAAGAUCCUGGCGAAGCUCAAGAUGCAGCUCACCCCUGAAGGGAAGAUCCCUGUGAAGAAUAUUUUCCAGAUGUUUCCUGCGGACCGAAAGCGGGUAGAAGCCGCCCUCAGUGCCUGCCACCUCCCCAAAGGCAAAAAUGACACCAUCAAUCCUGAGGACUUCCCACAAUCUGUCUACAAGAGUUUCCUCAUGAACCUCUGCCCUCGGCCGGAAAUAGACGAGAUCUUCACUUCCCACCAUGCCAAGGCCAAACCCUACAUGACCAAGGAGCACUUGACCAAAUUCAUCAACCAGAAACAGAGGGACCCUCGCCUCAACACAUUACUGUUCCCGCCAGCGCGGCCUGACCAGGUGCAGGGCCUCAUCGACAAGUAUGAGCCCAGUGGCAUCAACGUGCAGAGGGGCCAGCUGUCACCCCAGGGCAUGGUGUGGUUUCUCUGUGGGCCGGAGAACAGCGUGCUGGUCCAGGACAAGCUGCUGGUUCACCAGGACAUGACCCAGCCACUCAAUCAUUACUUUAUCAACUCCUCGCACAACACCUACCUGACAGCCGGCCAGUUCUCGGGCCUCUCCUCUGCGGAGAUGUACCGCCAGGUACUGCUGGCGGGCUGCCGCUGUGUGGAGCUGGACUGCUGGAAGGGGAAGCUCCCCGAUGAGGAGCCCAUUAUCACCCAUGGCUUCACCAUGACCACAGACAUCUACUUCAAGGAAGCAAUUGAAGCGAUUGCAGAAAGUGCCUUUAAGACCUCCCCCUAUCCUGUUAUACUGUCAUUUGAAAACCACGUGGACUCGCCCCGCCAACAGGCCAAGAUGGCUGAGUACUGCCGGGCGAUGUUUGGUGACAUGCUGCUCACCGAGCCCCUGGAAAAGUUUCCGCUGAAACCAGGCAGCCCCCUGCCCAGCCCUGAGGAUCUCCGUGGCAAGAUCCUCAUUAAGAACAAGAAGAACCAGUUUUCAGUCCCAGCAUCCCCCAGUGGGGAGGCUGAGGGCAGCUGCCCACCCAGUGCCCCUGUGGGUGGGGACACAGUGUUGGCUGGUGAGGAAAGGGCUGAGCUGGAGGAGGAGGAGGAGGAGGAGGAGGAGGUGGGAGAAGAAGAGGAGGAGGAGUCGGGAAACCUGGAUGAAGAAGAGAUGAAGAAGAUGCAGUCGGAUGAGGGCACAGCGGGCCUGGAGGCGACAGCUUACGAGGAGAUGUCCAGCCUAGUCAACUACAUCCAGCCCACCAAGUUCACCUCCUUUGAGUGCUCUGCCCAGAAGAACCGAAGUUAUGUCAUCUCCUCCUUCACGGAGCUCAAGGCUUAUGACUUGCUCUCCAAGGCCGCAGUGCAGUUUGUGGACUACAACAAGCGCCAGAUGAGCCGCAUUUACCCCAAGGGCACCCGCAUGGACUCCUCCAAUUACAUGCCCCAGAUGUUCUGGAAUGCUGGCUGCCAGAUGGUUGCCCUCAACUUCCAGACAAUGGAUCUGCCCAUGCAGCAGAACAUGGCACUAUUUGAGUUCAAUGGGCAGAGCGGCUACCUCCUCAAGCAUGAGUUCAUGCGUCGGCCAGACAAGCAGUUCAACCCAUUCUCGGUGGAUGGCAUCGACGUGGUGGUAGCCACCACCCUUUCCAUUAAGGUAAUCUCGGGGCAGUUCCUGUCAGAACGCAGUGUGCGCACCUAUGUGGAAGUGGAGCUGUUUGGCCUUCCUGGGGACCCCAAGAGGCGCUAUCGCACCAAGCUGUCCCCCACUGCCAACUCCAUCAAUCCCGUCUGGAAUGAGGAGCCCUUUGUGUUUGAGAAGAUCUUGAUGCCUGAGCUGGCCUCCCUCAGGGUGGCUGUGAUGGAGGAAGGCAGCAAGUUUCUCGGACACCGCAUCAUCCCCAUCAAUGCCCUGAACUCUGGAUACCACCACCUGUGCCUGCGCAGUGAGAGCAACAUGCCCCUCACCAUGCCUGCGCUCUUCGUCCUCCUGGAGAUGAAAGACUAUGUACCUGACACCUGGGCAGAUCUCACUGUGGCCCUCGCCAAUCCCAUCAAGUUCUUCAAUGCCCAUGAUAAGAAGUCUGUGAAGCUCAAGGAAGCCAUGGGAGGUCUGCCUGAGAAGCCCUUCUCCCCCGGGAGCCCACUUGCCAGCCAGGUGAACGGGGCACCCGCCUCGACCAGCAAUGGGUCAGCAGAGCCGCGCACCGCCAGUCUGGAGGAGCUGCGGGAACUGAAGGGCGUCGCGAAGCUGCAGCGGCGGCACGAGAAGGAGCUGCGGGAGCUGGAGCGGCGCGGCGCGCGGCGCUGGGAGGAGGCGCUGACGCGGGGCGCGGCGCAGCUGGCCGGGCUGGGGCCGCCAGGCGCGGGGGGCGGCAGCGGCGGCCGCAGGCUGGGCCCGGGCAAGGGCUCCCGCAAGAAAAGGACCCAGCCCGGGGAGGAGCCGGCCGGGGCCGUGGCGGGCGAGGGCCCCGAGGGCGCGGACCCGCGCGUGCGGGAGCUGCGGGACCGGCUGGAGCUGGAGCUGCGGCAGCAGCGCGAGGAGCAGUGCGAGUGCGUCCUGAAGCGCAAGGAGCAGCACUUGGCCGAGCAAAUCGCCAAGAUGAUGGAGCUGGCCAGAGAGAAACAGGCCGCAGAGCUUAAGACCCUCAAGGAGACCUCAGAGAGCGACACCAAAGAGAUGAAGAAGAAGCUGGAGGCCAAGAGGCUGGAGCGGAUCCAGGCCAUGGUGAAGGUCACCGCUGACAAGAUGGCCCAGGAGCGGUUGAAGAAAGAGAUUAACAACUCCCACAUCCAGGAGGUGGUACAGGCCAUCAACCAGAUGACAGAGAGCCUGGAGAGGCACCAGGAAAAGCUGGAGGAGAAGCAGGCGGCCUGCCUGGAGCAGAUCCGGGAGCUGGAAAAGCAGUUGCAACAGGAGGUGCUGGCAGAGUACGAGGCCAGGAUGAAGGGCCUGGAGACUGAGGUGAAGGAGUCGGUGAGGACCUGCCUCAGGGCCUACUUCCCUGCUGAGGCUGAGGACAAGCCCGAGAGGUCCUGUGAGGCAUCCCGGGAGCUGUGUGAACAGGACUCACUUACAGUUAAUGCGGACACCCAGGAGAGCUGCCUCUGAUACCCCCAUCCAGCGGGGACAUUCUGCAAGGACAUUCCCUCUUCUGUUGGGCGGGGCUCCAUCCCCCCAGGAAGAAAGGCCCCAGCAGCCCCAGUGCUCGGGGGCUGUGGGAAGCUGGGGUUCCCCUGGACUCUGGAGCCGUCUCCUCAACAGCCAGGCUAGAGGAGGAGGCAGGGAUGCCAUCAGGGCAGGGGCUCGUCUGAGGCCCAGAGGUCCUCUCUCAACUGCCUUCCUGCUCCUGCUCCUUCUCCUUGAAUUAGUGUCAUCUAUUUGUUGAGGGCAAAAGAAUAUGGACUGAGAGGCAGGGAAUGGGGUCCUGGCCUCACCCUGCGUUUCCUAGGGUGCAGCUAGUGGCGCCCACUCUGGAGUCAGUUUCCUCACCUGGAAGGUUAGGCCUGGCCUCCUGGAACCUCCACUCAGCACCUGUAAUUCAAGCAGGACCUGUUCUGCCGUAAGGCUGGCAGCUCACCCAGGCUUCUCGGCCCAUCGCGGGCGGGCCUGCCCUGAAUUGGCCUCAUUGUCUGCUCCCUGAUUCAGAGCCUGGCACUACCUCCAAGCUCCCUGGGGCCUGCUACCCCUAGGAUUCCAGGCUGAGGUCCCUUCCCUGGCUUCCUGCCUGAGGGGUGGGGUGGGGGGAGGCUGACAUGAAAACGCUGCCUCAGCUGUCUGGCUCUCCGCCCCAGAGGCAGCUGGGGCUGUGGCUGGUGGCGAGAGGAAAAGGAUGGCCUUUUGAGCACGUUCCCAUCCAGAGCCCGGCUCACCCCUUUUCCUAGGCUUGGCGGGUAUAUUUCCUAACAUGUACUCCAAUCCAGGCUUCCUGAUUGGUCACAUUUGUUUUCUCUUCUAACUUUAUGAGGUUUAUUUAUUUUUCUCAUUUUUUUAUUCCUACAAAAGAACUCUGUCCCAAUAUUUCCUGCCUAAGCCUGGCCUCUGUUCUACAGCUGAGAAAUGGGGCGGAAGGAGGAGAAAGCCCUGAAAUGAAGCAGGCGGGGAAAACCCUGGGGAGUGGAACCCGGGGGAAAGGUGUCCUCCAGAGCCCAGCAGAAUGGCCCUGCCUCUAGGCUUGAAGAGGAUUCACUUCCCUUUCUGUCGACCCUGCUGCCACAGCCACUGGAAAAUGAUGUCACCCCUCUUCGCCACCCUCACCCAGAUGUGGCCCUUCCUUGUCUCCACCCUCAGGGCUGGAGCAGAAGAGCCUAUACAAAGGUGCCCCCACCCUCUUGGAAGUUGCAAACCUUCAGGCCACCUUACAGGGGUCAGCUCCUCAGGCCGCUGGGGUAGUUAGGGUUCACCCAGCACUUGCUGCGGAGGGGCUUGUGGGCAGCCACUCACUGCACCUAUGGCACCGUCCCAAAUCCAAAUGGGAGGAGACACUGGUUUGGGAGAGGCAGGGUGGGGUUGAUUCUGGGAAGAGGUUGUUUUCUUAUCAGAGGGUUAUAGCAAAUGCCAAUAGCUGUGAGCACCUGUGCCUUUGGAGAAUGAACAGGACUCCCCCCCACCCCCACCCCAUCCCUCUGGGAUCCCAGCAGUCCCUGGCCGCAGGGUGAGGCUAAAGGCCUGCUCAUUGAUACAGCCAAGGGCAGUGCCCUGUCUUCAGUCCUCCAGCUGGGCAGUCAGCUGCCCAGCUGCCCUCCAGCCCAGGGUAGCACCCAGGCCUAGAGGAACUCACUGACCCAGGCAUGGGGCAGAAGCCAGAGCCGGCGCCAAAUAGAGCCCACGGGGCACCAUCCCCCUUGUUGUGCCAAUGACUGCGCAGGGGGAGGAGGGCUGUUUCCCCCGCCUCUGAGCCAGGCCUGGCAGAGUCUCUGGGCCCCAGGAAGCCCAGGAAUGGGGAAGGAAACACAACCCUGCCUCCUGGAGGGGCCUCUGCACACCCAGUACCACCUUCCUGCCUCUGUUCUCUUAGAAAAGGGCCAGGUGCCCCCGGGGAAAUGCCAGUCUCUGGGCCUCGGAGAUGAAUUAAUUUCUGGCAUCAGGGGAUGUGCAGAGGAAGAGUUGCCCUCCCUCGGGCACUGGGCAGGUGAAGGGCACCUGGGUUCCAUUCCUGAUGUGUAUCUAUGGGGCUGGGGCAAGGUUCCCUGUCCACUUGUCAUGCCUCAGUUCACUCUUUGAAGGGUCCCUACCCACUUCCCAAUCCCAAUGCUGAUUCAGUUGCCAGAGUCCCCUGUUGACUCACCAGCCCCCUGCACCCCCACAGCCUUCAAGCUCUUUAGAUCUUCCAGCCUUGUGCCACCAGGCCCAACCCUGCUGAGCUGGUGCAACGUGACAGGGUGAGGGGGUUGGUGACACUUGAGGAAAGAAGCAGGAUUGGGGGGAGGGGGGGGGGCAGCGGCAGACAGUGACAG